AUGAAGUACUCCAUGAUUAUUGUUGCCGCUUUUCCUUGCGCCUCUCUCGCCGGACUGAUUGCACAUACACGGAGACAGAGUAUCCCCCUAGGCGAGCUUUGCAAACUGUACCAUGGCAACGAGCAAGCCUGCAUUAAUGACGUGAGGAUGUGCUCACUGAGUGGAGCGACGGGCCCUGAGGACUACUGGAAGUGUGUACGAGCUGCCAGCCAGCAGCAGACACCGGGACCGAAGUUGGGACUCGAAGUGGGCAAAAAAUGCGCCCUCUGGGGCAACGAGUGCGCCCACGGAUUGGGGAACCUGCGAAAUACCAAGAUGGAGAGCAAGACCAGUGUCAGAGCCGAAGCCGUUCAGAGGCGCGAGGCAAGGGCCUCCCGGUUCGUCCAAGUUGAAUCUACUGCCCUGACGGAUUCGGACGGUGCCGAAGUGCUUAGUAAGCAAAGAUGUAGGCCAAUCAAGACUUCCCACCUCGGCAUCACCAGCGUCACGACCGCACCUCAUCACCACCAAGAAUACAAUGUCGGAACCGAAACCACGCAGCACCCGGCGUACAAGAGCGCCGUCUGGAAGCUGCAGCCUCACUCCUCCGGCAGCCUCCCCGUGGCCCGGGGGCGCGGCAGCCCCGUCCACAUCUACUGGGAAGUCCACGGCUCCGGCCCGACCAAGCUCGUUCUCGUCAUGGGCCUCGCCGGCACGACCACGUCGUGGCAGGUGCAGACGCACCACUUCGGCCACGUCCACGGGACGCAGAACUCGGUGCUGGUGCUCGACAACCGCGGCGUCGGGCGGUCCGACAAGCCGCUGGGGCGGUACACGACGUCCCAGAUGGCCCGGGACGUGCUGUCGGUGGCCGACCACGUGGGCUGGACGCAGCCGCGGCAGCUCAACGUCGUGGGCAUCUCGCUCGGGGGCAUGGUGGCGCAGGAGCUGGCGUGCCUGGCGCCGCGGCGCAUCCGGUCGCUGUCGCUGGUGAGCACGAGCGCGCGCGUCGAGAGCGGCAAGACGCUCGCCCAGACGGCCGCCGACCGCAUCGGCCUGCUGCGGCCCAAGCCCGAGGGCCGCGCCGUCCGCGACACCGCCGCCCUCCUCUUCCCGCCCGCCUUCCUCGCCGCCCCCGACGACGCCCUCGCCCUGCCCUCGCCCGCCGCCACGCCCCUGUGCGCCCCCGCCGACACCCCCGACGGCGAGUACCGCCGCUUCGGGUCCAACUUCCAGCGCUUCCAGGCCCAGGAGCUGCACAAGCGCCGCGCCCCCGGCGCCCUGACCCUGCCCGGCUUCGUCGGCCAGCUCCUCGCCGCCGCCGGCCACGCAAAGUCGCCCGCUCAGCUGCGCGCCAUGGCCGACGACGUCGGCAGGGACCGCAUCCUCGUCCUGCACGGCGACGCCGACAACAUGCUCGACGUGCGCAACGGCCGCCGCCUGGUCCGCCUGCUGGAGCCCGGCGCCGCCCUCGUCGUCGAGGGCUUGGGCCACGCGCCCAUUUUCGAGAGGAGCGUCUGGUUCAACGCCCUGCUGGACGAGAGGCUGCGUGCCUGGUCGAGGCUGUGA
Molecule: messenger RNA, 1548 nt
Organism: Metarhizium album ARSEF 1941
Lineage: Eukaryota; Fungi; Ascomycota; Sordariomycetes; Hypocreales; Clavicipitaceae
Exons: 5
Coding region: 1-1548 (515 amino acids)
Source: RefSeq, a predicted model, not a curated record